AUAUCUUUAGGAUCUAAGACCCGGGCCAUUGGGAAUGCAGCAAAGAGCCAGAUUGUCACAAAUGUAAAAAAUACAUUACAUGGUUUCAAAAAACUGCAUGGAAGAGCAUUUGAAGAUCCUUACAUACAAGCUGAAAGGGCCAAACUUCCCUAUGAACUUCAGAAGAUGUCAAAUGGCUCUGUAGGAGUAAAGGUGAGAUACCUAGAUGAGGAGAGACUGUUCGCAGUUGAACAGAUUACAGGAAUGUUAUUGGCCAAACUUAAAGAGACUUCAGAAAGUGCUUUGAAGAAACCGGUGGCAGACUGUGUGAUUUCAGUACCCAGUUUCUUCACUGAUGCUGAGAGAAGGUCUGUAAUGGCAGCUGCGCAGAUUGCAGGAUUGAAUUGUCUGAAGCUGAUGAAUGAAACUACAGCAGUUGCGUUAGCCUAUGGAAUAUACAAGCAAGACCUGCCAGCCUUGGAAGAGAAGCCAAGAAACGUGGUGUUUGUAGAUAUGGGGCAUUCUGCGUAUCAGGUUUCAAUCUGUGCUUUUAACAAGGGAAAACUGAAGGUCUUGGCUACUACCUUUGACCCUUUUGUAGGUGGCAGGAAUUUUGAUGAGGCUUUGGUAGACUACUUUUCUGAAGAGUUUAGGACAAAAUACAAAUUGAAUGUAAAAGAGAAUCCUCGAGCUCUGCUACGAUUGUACCAGGAAUGUGAAAAACUCAAAAAGCUUAUGAGUGCAAAUGCUUCUGACCUUCCACUCAAUAUUGAGUGCUUCAUGAACGAUCUUGAUGUCUCCAGUAAGAUGAACAGGGCUCAGUUUGAGCAGCUGUGUGCUGGCCUUCUGUCCAGAGUGGAACCUCCUCUAAGAGCAGCCAUGGAUCAAGCUAAACUUCAGCGUGAAGAUAUCUACAGUAUAGAAAUAGUAGGUGGGGCUACUAGAAUUCCAGCAGUCAAGGAACAGAUCUCUAACUUUUUCUGUAAAGAGAUAAGCACCACGCUAAAUGCUGAUGAAGCUGUCGCAAGAGGCUGUGCCUUGCAGUGUGCAAUUCUUUCCCCAGCUUUUAAAGUGCGUGAAUUUUCCAUCACAGAUGUUGUUCCUUAUUCUAUAACGUUAAGAUGGAAAUCAUCUUAUGAAGAAGGAACAGGGGAAUGUGAAGUCUUCAGUAAGAACCACGCUGCUCCAUUCUCAAAAGUAAUUACUUUUCACAAGAAAGAACCUUUUGACCUGGAAGCUUACUAUACCCAUCCGCACGAAGUGCCUUAUCCUGAUUCCAGAAUAGGGCGUUUCACUAUUCAAAAUGUUGGUCCCCAACACGAUGGCGACAAUUCCAAAGUGAAGGUUAAAGUGCGCGUCAAUAUUCAUGGCCUUUUCAGCGUGGCUAAUGCUUCUAUAAUAGAGAAGCAGAACGUAGAGGGAGAUCACAAUGAUACACCUAUGGACACUGAAUCAUCAAGUAAAAACCAAGGCAGAGAUGAUGAGCUGCAAUUACCUCUCAUUAUUGAGGAUGAUACCCUCGACUCUGAGGAGGAGGAUAAAAUGCAGGUUGAUCAAGAUGAAGGUAUUCAGAAAAGUCACGCUGAACAACAGAACCAAGCAGAUGAGGAGACUGAAAAUGCAGGAACUGAAACAAAAGCUGCUUCUGGAGACAGGCAAGAUCAUCCAGCCCAGCCAAAGGCUAAAGCGAAAGUUAAGAGUAUUGACCUACCUAUACAGGCAAGCCUCUACAGGCAACUGGGACAAGAUCUUAUUAAUUGCUAUAUAGAAAAUGAGGGGAAGAUGAUGAUGCAAGACAAGCUUGAGAAAGAAAGAAAUGAUGCUAAGAAUGCUGUUGAAGAAUACGUAUAUGACUUCAGAGACAAACUAUGUGGAGUCUUUGAGAAAUUCAUCACUGAAGAAGAUUCAAACAAACUGACCUUGAUGUUGGAGGACACGGAAAACUGGCUUUAUGAAGAUGGAGAGGACCAGCCAAAACAAGUAUACAUGGAUAAGCUUCAGGAAUUAAGAAAAUUUGGACAGCCUAUUCAGGAAAGAUACAUGGAACAUGAAGAGAGACCAAAAGUUUUAAAUGAACUGGGAAAGAAGAUUCAGCUCCUUAUGAAAGCAGUAGAAGCAUUCAAAAACAAGGAUGAAAAGUACGAUCACCUAGAUCCUGCUGAGAUGGAAAAAGUUGAAAAAUACAUCAAUGAAGCUAUGAAUUGGUUGAACAGCAAAAUGAAUGCCCAGAAUAAACUAAGUCUAACUCAGGAUCCAGUUGUCAAAGUGGCAGAAAUCCUGACAAAAUCUAAGGAAUUGGAUAGCUUCUGUAACCCCAUUAUAUACAAGCCCAAACCGAAGAUAGAACCUCCCAACGACGGGCAGUCGAAAGCUAAUGGUGAACACAAUGGACCAGUGAACGGACAGAGCGGUACUGAAACAAAACCUGAACCAGCGAAGGACAAUUCUCAGCAGAACAAACCGCCGGGAGAAAUGGAAGUGGACUAAAUCUUGCGUUUCUUUUACUUAUUCAAAAUAGUGCAAGUAACCACAGGGUCCAUUCUUUUUGUCUGAUACACACCUCAGAUGUUCAGUUAUUCUUAGCCAAUCUUCUGUCAUUUGUUGCUGAGUAGUUUUGAAAGUGUUUUCUAUUAAGUACACCUCUGAUGUUCAUUUCCACUGAUGCUGCUUACGUGGAGCUUUAGCCAAAUGUAGAUUGUAUAAGUCAGUUGAAGCUUUCCCAAUAUAUUUUAUAUCAAACAUACAAAAUUGAUAUAUAAAUGGCAACAAUCUACCUUAUUUAAAGCUUUUAUUGUGGAUAAACCUCAGCUCCUUUAUUCAGGAAAGGAUACUGUAUUGCACUACUGAUGCUCAAGUGUAGAUCUAAUUGCAUCUUUAUUUUGGAAAAAUAUUGGAAUUGAAGUGGCAAACUUGUCACUUGAAGCACUGACCUUUUCUAGUUAUUGUAUUGUUAUAAUUUAAAUAUUAAAAUAGACGUUAGCUGGCA
This is a messenger RNA of Apaloderma vittatum (bar-tailed trogon), 2965 nucleotides long. It is a transcript of the gene HSPA4L, whose product is annotated as heat shock 70kDa protein 4-like. The record is from RefSeq and is a predicted model, not a curated record. The transcript has 19 exons. Gene Ontology annotation, molecular function: ATP-dependent protein folding chaperone; ATP binding. NCBI's taxonomy places the organism in Eukaryota, Metazoa, Chordata, Aves, Trogoniformes, Trogonidae. Gene Ontology annotation, biological process: protein folding. Bases 166 to 2466 code for a protein of 766 amino acids. Gene Ontology annotation, cellular component: nucleus; cytosol.